AGGGCACUUUGAGAGAACAAUGCCUGGUCCUGUAUAAAGCACAGCUACCUUGGUCAGUUCCUCUACAUCCCAGUGAGUCCUGUUACUGAAAUUUGCUGCUGUCGCUGUCCCUCCUGGUCUGGCUCAGGAUGCCUCAUUGGCCUUACAAGUUGCAGAGAAUCAUAGCUGAGAGUGUAGCCACUAAGAAGGAUUCACCCGCCGCAGGAGAAACACAGCCUACAGGCAUCCUAUUCAGACCAUCCCUGCCAUCCGGAAACACAGUCAUCUGGUUACUGACCCGGGAGCUGAAGCAAGUGAUGAGAGAGAAUCAGAGCCUACGUCAGCAUGUUGAGGACUUGACAAAGAAAAUGUCCGUGAUGGAGUCCAGAUUGGCCCAUCUAGAGCAAACCCCAGCUCCAUGUGUGACUGGACUCCCCACAGGCACUGUCCUGAUUCCCAAGCUCGGGGAGAUCCAGAUACCCCUGGCAGAGAUGGAUGAAAUGUGGCCAAUGGACUGUGAAGGGACUGAGAUUAAUUUGCCAACUGGAUACCCUGAGGCUGUGGAAUCAGGAGAGGUUCCAUCCACCUCUGAGAGACAGUCCCUGCCCCAUAACCCUCCUGCAGCAGCCAGCAUCCCUGACAGCUCCCUCCUGCGCAUCUCCCGCAAGGAGGAUAGGAGACUGUUUGAGGAGGCCGAGGGUGACAUUGCCAAGUAUGCCCUGGCAGUGUUCAAACACACAAUGCCGCAGGAUUAUUACCAGCAGUGGCGGGGAAAGGCCAAUGUGUCUGGCACACACCAGAAAGCCGCCCUGUCGCCCAAUCUGGUAAAUGCAGCGUUCAAAGCGGCAAAGAGGCGGAAGCCAAAUCUGGCAGGCAAAGACUAUAGUAACAUCAAAAUCCAAAUCAACAACCUCAUGCGAUCCCGGAAGAGCAGAAGCCUGGCUGUGUCUACAGGGCAGAUGUAACAGCACAGCUCCCCCGGUACCCAGGCUUUGGAUUCUUCCUAUAGAAGAGUAAAGGGAAUCCUGCAAUUGAGAAACCAGUCUGCACUUUGAAUCUCCCCACGGCUCCCAUGCAAGCUGGGCCUGCCUUACGCCUGCUGGAACAGCACAGUAUGGACCCCAGGGGUUUGCUCUUUGGGAGCCAUUGUUUUAUCUUCCUUAAACCAAGGAUGGGAUCAAUGAAGCAGUGCUGCCAAAGGACACUUACCAAAUGUUGGUAGGACUUUCACUAUACUGUGCUCAUCGCCAUGGAUAAUUGUCUUAAGUAGAUUAGCUAGUCUAGAGUGUCCUUGCAGGUCAUUGUGAGGUGUCUUGUAGAUGUAGGUAAGAAUUAUUAUCCCAAGCAUUGGUAACCUCUUUCAGAUUGCCAGGAGUUAGAAAACCCAGGCUUAAUUAAGGUACAGCAUUGGGAUCCUUGGAGCUAGAAGGAUGGUUUCCAACUUGUGGAAUGUGUCCCCCUCCCCCAUGUUUAAUUUUUAGCAAAUUGGUGGUCACUUGUUAAGAGCAAAGCAAUGUUUUGAUGUCAGUGAAAUGUAGUAUUCUCUUGAUUUGUAAUUCGA
Mauremys mutica (yellowpond turtle) is the source of this 1540-nucleotide messenger RNA. RefSeq lists its product as uncharacterized. The record is from RefSeq and is a predicted model, not a curated record. The transcript has 2 exons. Lineage: Eukaryota; Metazoa; Chordata; Testudines; Geoemydidae. Bases 129 to 944 code for a protein of 271 amino acids.